CCAGCGUAGCUAGAGGACAGGCAAAAGUUGGAAGAUAGCAGGGGAGGAGUCAGCUGCCCCGGGGGUCUCCAGCGGCGGCGUUCGCUCGCUCGCUCGCUUGCUCCCGUCCGGCCGGCCGGCCGCUUCGCCUCGCCUCGCCUCGCCUCGCCGACUGUCUCUCGCUCCUGCCUGCAAUGUGGCAGCCGCUGCAGUGAGAGUGCGGAGGACCUGCGGAUUCUCCUUGAAUCAGCCGUGACGGUGCAGCGCGGCGAGAGUCGGCCGCCGAGCCGCGGGCCUGAGAGGGAACCCAAGCAGCGGCUCCCACAUAGAAACCCGGAAAACUAUUGAGGCCGAGUGGGAAAUUCUCACAAGUCAGGUUUGGAUCCCGAAGUCAUUCGGACAUGGAGGUCCACGGCAUCUGGGUCGAUGCCCUGAGGCUGGGCCUUCCGCGCACAGCCUUGGAGCUGAUCGCCACACUACUGCUUGUUGUGAGGUCUGCUGAGGCCUUGGAGAUGUCCGUAGGCAAGAUUCCCUUCUUGGAGGCCGUCAACGGCAGCACAGUCGUGUUGCCCUGCACGUACUCCAGCUGCAUUGGCAUUGAGAACCUUUACUUUAGAUGGCAGUUCAAUGACAACGGCACCAUGCAAACAGUGUGCGACGCAGUGAUACCGUCCGAGGGGGUGGUGCCAAAGGUGAAGAUGUAUAAGGAGCGGUUCGAAUUUGUGGGGAAGAACCGGAACAACAACAUUUCCAUCUUGUUGUGGAACAUCACCUUCGAGAAUGGAGGCCAGUACACUUGCUUUGGAAGCAACCCCAAAGAAAAGAACAAGAACCACAGCGCCAUCUUCAAACUGAUUGUCGUGGACGAGUUGAGGGAAGUGGACAACACGCUGACCAUCAUCAUAGCCUCUGCUGUGGGCGGAGCCAUCGCCCUGCUCAUGGGCUUCAUGCUGCUGAAGAACUUCACUCUCUUUGUUCUCGCCAAGCUCGAGGAGAAAAAUAAGGAGUGCCUUGUAACUUCCUCGGGGAUCGACAACACAGAAAAUGGCCUCUCAGGAUCGAAAGUGGAUUCAAAACCCAAACCUCCGAAACAGAAAUGAGGAGGCGCAGGCGCAGGCGAGUGCUCGUAUUCAUAAGCCUUCAUUGCAGAAUUGCACUGUACGAAGUACGCUAUGUUUCAACAAACAAAAAACAAAACAAAACAAAAAAGUGCGUGGCUGCCUUUGUUUUUCAAAUGUACAUGCAAUACAUAGGACCUAAAAUUUUAGCUGCUUUGUCAAAUGUGCACACUUUUACGCCUACAAAACGCAACCAAAGACACUUCUGUUCAAUAUUUAGACUUCCUUUUAAUAUGUCAAAGUCAAAAUAUGUCCAAAGUUUUCGGUCGCUUAUGAUAAACCCGUGGCUUUACUAAUCAUCCUCAUUGGUAAAGUGCCAUUUGUUUACAUGGCAAGUCAUUUCAUUGCGAAGGCUUACGAUUCAAAGGCGAGCGUGGUAGUUUAACGAGUCUUUUACUGUGUGAUGACACAGCAUAGGCACUGUUUUUAUGUAUUAGAAGUCCUUUUUUUUUUUUUAAUUCACAACAUGUAGUUGUAGCUGGCUUGAAUCCUGUAUAAGUAACACAAAAUAAUGGUUUUGGAAAUCUCAGUAUGGCACAGACCUUUGAAAUGUGACCUUUAAAAUUGACCUUGAAACAAAUGGGAGGGCCCACUCUGCUUUUUUUCUUUGCUUGAUGGAAAAGAGGCGCCUGCCGUUACACCCGAGUUCCUCCAAAAGUGACGGACACAGCACAUGCAAAUAUUACAAAGGUAGGGAUAACGUCAUAAGCUUCUCACUACAACUAGACAACCCCUCCAACCCUUAUGAAUGUCUUACCAGUGUUGCUGCUUUUAUGAAAAAAUAACUCAUGCAAUUCAUGCAUGUGACAUGAGUCAGCAUUUAGAAUGCUUAAAAACACACACACACACACAACAACAAUAGUGUGUGUGUGUUUGGGGUAUACAGUAUAUAUUCUAUUACAGUGGAAGUAAUAGCUCUAGCUCUGGGAGGUUAUGUAAUAACUAAUAUACUACAAACCAUAUUCUUCUGUAUUCCUACGGCUAUGCAUUGUCUGUGACACGCCCUGGUUAAUCUGUAUUAUUCCAUGCAGAUGGUAGUUUUACAAGUUACUUUAUUUUGAAGAGAAGAAAAAAAAAAAAGAAAGAUGCUUUGUCCUGUGAAUGAAGGUGAACGUCCGUGACCACGUGAGCGGGUCUCAUCUUGCACGCUGGGUAGAGUGCUCUUGCGACUGACUGUAUGACGAAUGUGCACCGAAUUUUGUAUUAUAUGUUGAAACUUGCACCUUGAAAAGAUUACCUCUGGAGUGUGCCGCAGAUGCUGGAGAUCGACUCAAAGGUGAACGUACAUGCCAGCAUACUGGAGCGGGAUUUCUCAUGUUGAUACUACUCAUUAUAAUGUGCCUCCAUUCUUUAACCGCCGGUGGAAAGCAAUAUUAUAAUAAAGGGUGGGUUUCAUAUCAGGUGUGUCAAUGUAUUGGUUCAAAUGAACAACUUCGAGUUUUGUUCAUUUGAACACUUGAAAGAGGCCGGACUGAUAUUGCAGAAAAGUGCGCAGUGACUUCCAGAUGAAUUCUGAAUUAGCAAGUGCAACUAACCUCAAAAGUAAAUUGGACGUUUUCCACCGUGCAAACCCAAGGAGAUCAUUUUGGAAGACGAAUGAGUCAAUUUGGCUGAAGAAUGAUUUUGCUGCAGGGCUAUCAGAUGUUGUCUUGUAAAUGAACUCUAUUGAACAAGUCCAAUGAUUGACUUGACAAAAUCAUGUCACUGAAGAUUGUUUAGAUUCUGAUGGCGAGGGCGGUAUCAUCAUCAUCACUAGUUCCGAGUUCUAUGCAAAAUUACAAAAUAAGUGCAUGCUCUGAUUUUAACAAUCGUUAGACUGAUCCUCUGAGUCACUGUAACGAUAUUGCAAGCGAUACAAUUGAAUAUGUUCUGGAUCAGGACGGAGGAGCGUCUUGUGGGUUGGGACUCCUGUACUUGAUCAGAAUCUGCAGUCUGCAAACUUACCUUGUCAUUCUCCAUCGCUGUACACAAAUACUCUGGCUCCGGCUCGCCCCCAGGUGACGUCCCUGCCUUGUCAAGUUCUCCCUGUAGAUCAGCUCUUGACCUGUUUAUUACUGAAACUCAACGAAAUAAAGUUUGGAGCAAAAUA
Phyllopteryx taeniolatus (common seadragon) is the source of this 3186-nucleotide messenger RNA. It is a transcript of the gene scn4bb, whose product is annotated as sodium channel, voltage-gated, type IV, beta b. NCBI's taxonomy places the organism in Eukaryota, Metazoa, Chordata, Actinopteri, Syngnathiformes, Syngnathidae. Gene Ontology annotation, biological process: regulation of ventricular cardiac muscle cell membrane repolarization; cardiac muscle cell action potential involved in contraction; regulation of sodium ion transmembrane transporter activity. Bases 381 to 1079 code for a protein of 232 amino acids. Gene Ontology annotation, cellular component: voltage-gated sodium channel complex; membrane. Gene Ontology annotation, molecular function: transmembrane transporter binding; sodium channel regulator activity. The record is from RefSeq and is a predicted model, not a curated record. The transcript has 6 exons.